This is a messenger RNA of Schistosoma intercalatum, 213 nucleotides long. Lineage: Eukaryota; Metazoa; Platyhelminthes; Trematoda; Strigeidida; Schistosomatidae. The record is from the annotation of a GenBank genome assembly.
AUGCAGGUCGCUGUGGGGACAUUAACUGACGAGGACACAAGGGCGAUCUUGAAACUUUCACGUGAUGAAAGGAUUGGUGAUCGAAUUUUUGCUAGCAUAGCUCCAAGUGUGUAUGGUCAUGAAGAUAUUAAACGUGGCAUUGCACUGGCACUUUUUGGCGGUGAACCUAAAAAUCCUGGUACGUUAAAAGCUAAAAGUUUUCAUUGUUGUUAA